Molecule: messenger RNA, 1452 nt
Organism: Ceratosolen solmsi marchali
Lineage: Eukaryota; Metazoa; Arthropoda; Insecta; Hymenoptera; Agaonidae
Product: SET and MYND domain-containing protein DDB_G0273589-like
Exons: 6
Coding region: 1-1452 (483 amino acids)
Cellular component (GO): nucleus; cytoplasm
Molecular function (GO): histone deacetylase binding
Source: RefSeq, a predicted model, not a curated record
AUGCAUCAGAGAAUUUGGGAUUCUUACCUGUGUAGCAUAGCAUUAUCGCCUAAUGAUUCAGAAAUGCUUGCUACUUCUUAUGGAAAUAUGUCGGCAUUGAUGUUUCAUUUAAGCAAGUACCAAGAUUCUAAAUGCUUAAGUGCAAUGGGAAUAUCUGAAAAGGAUAAGAUUUUUGACGAAGCAAGAACAUGGUUGAAUAAAAUUGAUGAUAAUGACAAAAUGAAAGUUGACCUGAUACAAUUAGUUGAUAAAGCCAAAAUUGUAUUGGAUAAAAACAAGGUGAAAGUUGAAAGAACAACCAGUAAUGAAAGUCAUGUAGAUUUUUUUAAUGAAAAUGAAAUACUGAAGAAUGUAAAAAACAAAAAAAGAAGGAAAAACAAUUUGAAAUUUAAACACUUAAUCAAUUUAGCUGUUAAAGAGACAGAAAGUGUUUUUAAUUCAGUUGAUUUAACGUACAAUGAUGAAUAUGGCUGGCAUCUGACAGCAACUAGAGAUAUUCAACCCGGUGAAAUUAUUUUUGUUGUAAAACCAUAUGUAGUAGUACAAAACUUUACAAAAAGUCAAAACUUCUGUAACAAUUGUUUGAAUGUUAUAUGGACUGGUAUACCUUGUAAAGCUUGCCCAUGUUGUAUGUUCUGUUCCAAAAAAUGUCACGACGAAGCUAUGGAAAAAUAUCACAGCAUAGAGUGUCCCAUUUUACAAUUCGUGGUUUCAGGUGAUUCUUGGUUAGACUAUCACAUACAAGCUAGCUUAAGAGCUGUUGUAAUGGGUGUUAAGGAAUUUGGCAGCAUUACGAAUCUUCGAGAUAAAAUAAAUGAGUUUGAUAGUUUCCCAGAUGAUACAGAAUAUAGGAACUAUCAUACAUCUUUUAUAAGCUUAUUAGGUUUUAAAAAUAUUCAUGUUGAACCUGAAAUUUUAAGUGAUCUUGCUGCAGCUUGUUGUAAAACAGUUAUAUGUUUAAGUAAAUUUACAUCAUUCUUUAAUAGUGACCGUAAAUUUGAUACUAUUGAAAAUUUUACAGAGAAUGAAGAUAUUAAAUUCAUAGCUGUAUUACUUUUAAAAAUUGCUGUAAUUAUAUUCAAUAAUGGUAUCAAAGUCACAGAAUCUGGCUUGUUCUGUAAAACUUAUGUUGAUUCAGCGAAAUGUUCCUCCGUUGUUCCAUGCUGUGAGAAAGGAAUUUCUAUGAACACACUGAGUCAAUUUAUACCUCACAGUUGCGAUCCCAAUGCAAAAGCAAUGAAAGUCAAUAACUGUAAAGAAAUCUACUAUGCUUUACUACCAAUAAGUGAGGGUGAUCUGAUUCUGGAGUGCUACAAAAAUACUUUCUAUGAAUGUGAAUUCACCCAAAGACAGCAGGAGAUAUCACGGAUAUUAAAUCGUAAUUGUACCUGUUUAGCCUGUCAAGAAAACUGGCCUGCUCUGCUAAUAGAUGACGUAAUAUAUGAAAUUUAA